AUGAGAAGGGUCAAGAGAGAACUCACUGAUGGAGCAAAAACCAGAAUUGCCAACUGGUUACUUGUACAGAGAUAUGAUGCAUCGAAGAAGCAAAGGGGCAUUGUGACUGAAGCUGUUAAUCUGUUCGAUGUCCAUCGUUCCACAAUACAAAGAAUCUGUAACAUGGCUAAAGCACAAUUUGACAGCGAACAACCAGUUAGUAUUCUGUCACAAAAACCGAAAAAGUGUGGCAAAAAAGGUAAGCUUCACUUAAGCAAACUUCCUCUAAUUGCUCAAAUUCCAUAUCACAAACGAGUAAAAGUUAGGUCACUUGCAAAAGCAUUAAAGAUUUCAAAGACCACAGUUUACAGGUGGAAAAGUUUGGGGCUUAUCAAGCCACAUAGCAAUGCAAUGAAACCGUCUCUGACCAAUGGAAAUCUAAAAGAAAGAUUGAAAUGGCGCCUUGGAGCACUUGAUCAGAAUACUGGUGGGUUUAAUCACAUGUACAACAUAAUCCACUUAGAUGAGAAGUGGUUUUACAUGACAAAAGGGACACAAAGGUAUUAUCUUCUCCCAAAUGACCUCGGGCCAUACAGAUCAUGUAAGAGCAAGAGAUUCAUCACAAAAGUCAUGUUCCUUUGUGCUGUGGCAAGACCACGUUUUAAUGCAAAUGGAGAAUGCAUAUUCGAUGGUAAAGUAGGCAUGUUUCCAUUUGUUAAGUGGGUUCCAGCAAAGAGAAGAAGCAGCAAUAGGCCAGCAGGCACUUUGGAGCUCAAACCAGUGACAUCGGUCACAAAGGAAACUUACAGAAACAUGUUAAUCAGACAAGUGAUACCGACAAUCAUGCAAAAGUGGCCAACAGAUGAUCAAGGUCUAAUCUAUUUGCAACAAGACAAUGCACGGCCUCACAUACAAGUGAAUGACACAGAAUGGAUGGAAGCAGUUCAACUUUCAAACAAACAGUUAAGGUUGAUAUUUCAACCUCCUAAUAGUCUAGACAUGAAUGUGCUAGACCUGGGUUUUUUCCGUGCAAUACAAUCCCUGAAAGACCAGAAUUCUCCUAGAAACACCAAGGAGUUGGUUAAGAAUGUCAAAGAUGCAUUUAAGGAAUUUUGUCCAAUAAAAGGGAAUAAGGUCUUCCUUAGUUUGCAAUUGGUACUAAUAGAGGUUAUGAGAGUUAAGGGAAGCAACAACUAUUUGCAAAAACAUGUUGGCAAAGAACCUUUGGAGAGACAAGGGAUACUCCCUGUCAUCUACUCUCCACCUCCUACUCUAAUAGAAGAAUGUCUAGCAUAUGUUCAAGCAAUGCCGGGAGUCUAA
Spinacia oleracea (spinach) is the source of this 1299-nucleotide messenger RNA. RefSeq lists its product as uncharacterized. The transcript has a single exon. Lineage: Eukaryota; Viridiplantae; Streptophyta; Magnoliopsida; Caryophyllales; Amaranthaceae. The record is from RefSeq and is a predicted model, not a curated record. Gene Ontology annotation, molecular function: nucleic acid binding. The coding region runs from base 1 to 1299 and encodes 432 amino acids.